AUGCCAGCGACCUCGACAGUGCCAGGUGCUGUGUUCGAUGGAGCGGACCCUCCUAGCAAUCUCGAGGAGUGCCUAAUCCCAAGCAAAACAGAGGACCAGUCUCUCAACUAUCUCGCUGGUAAAGUGGAAAGCCUCAACCAGCAGCUUGCGGAGGUGAUGCGCCUCCGUCAACGCGAACGCGAGCAAGAGAGAUGUCGUCGAGGAGAUGAGCAAAUUCAGAGGGAACGACUACACAAAGAGCAACUUGAUCACGAGAGGAAGCUCAAUGCACAGCGCCUCAUCGAGAUGGCACAACUGCACGAUGAAGCGCUUCAUCAGGCAAGUCGAGAUCACGCAGACAGUCUGGCAGAAACUGUUAGCCAGGUGACGCGCAAGCUCGAGAUGGAGCGACAAGCUCUUCACGCAGAAGAUCUCCUGAGUGUCGAGGCGUAUCGUAAGCUGUGGACUGCGGAGAUUGGCAGACGGACUAAGCAGGAGAAACAGCUGGCGAUGGUCUGUUGA
Molecule: messenger RNA, 501 nt
Organism: Verticillium alfalfae VaMs.102
Lineage: Eukaryota; Fungi; Ascomycota; Sordariomycetes; Glomerellales; Plectosphaerellaceae
Exons: 2
Coding region: 1-501 (166 amino acids)
Source: RefSeq, a predicted model, not a curated record